This is a messenger RNA of Ananas comosus (pineapple), 1758 nucleotides long. RefSeq names its product probable GABA transporter 2. Bases 220 to 1653 code for a protein of 477 amino acids. Lineage: Eukaryota; Viridiplantae; Streptophyta; Magnoliopsida; Poales; Bromeliaceae. Gene Ontology annotation, cellular component: plasma membrane. The transcript is spliced from 7 exons. The record is from RefSeq and is a predicted model, not a curated record.
UAUAAUUUUCCGUUUCCUUGAUUUUUACAAUCUCUCUGUCCCUGCAUGUAUGUUCUGCAAUCCCAUCACAAAGAAUAACGAACAGAGCGUAGAUUCCACGCCUCCCUUAUUAAAUCUUAAUUAAUUUGCUCACAAUUUUAUCCCCUUCCCGUGCUCUAUUAAUUGUUAUCGCCACACACUUCACACUCCUUAAUUGUUAUCUCUCUCCCUCUCUCUCAUAUGGGAGACACUGCUCCCUUCGUCCUCUCCCCCAAAACACCGUCCAUGUCGUCGCUGUCGCCGUCGCCGCACACAACACUUCACGUUGAACAUGCCGCUGCCCUCAAAGACUCCGCCCCGGCUCCCGAUGCCGGCGCGGCCUUCGUCCUCGAAUCCAAAGGGACGUGGUGGCACGCGGGGUUCCACCUGACGACGGCGAUCAUGGGGCCGACGGUGCUGACGCUGCCGUACGCGCUGAGGGGGAUGGGGUGGUGGCUGGGAUUGGCGUCGCUGACCGUGGUGGCUGCGGUGACCUUCUACGCCUACCUCCUCAUGUCGAGAGUCCUCGACCACUGCGAGGGCCACGGCCGCCGCCACAUCCGCUUCCGCGAGCUCGCCGCCGACGUCCUCGGGUCGGGAUUUAUGUUCUACUUUGUGGUGUGUGUGCAAACGACCAUUAACACGGGGGUGGCGAUUGGAUCCAUUUUGCUCGCGGGUGAUUGCCUUGAGAUAAUGUACUCGAGCCUUUUCCCAAAUGGCCCUCUAAAAUUGUACCAUUUCAUCAUCGUGGUGACGGUCGUAUUGAUCCUUCUCUCCCAGUUGCCCUCUUUCCACUCUCUCCGCCAUAUCAACCUCGCGUCGCUCCUCCUGAGCUUGGGCUACACUUUCUUUGUCGUCGUCGGUUGCAUCCGCGCAGGUGUAUCGCGAAACGCUCCGCCAAAGGACUAUUCACUAAGCUCAUCCAAAUCCGAGCGGUCCUUCGACGCAUUCACCUCCAUCUCCAUCUUGGCGACCGUCUUCGGCAAUGGGAUAUUGCCGGAGAUUCAGGCCACAUUGGCUCCUCCGGCGGCCGGAAAAAUGGUUAAGGGGCUGAUAAUGUGCUAUUGGGUCAUAUUCUUCGCCUUCUAUUCCACGGCGAUAUCGGGUUACUGGGCAUUCGGUAAACAGGUCAGCUCCAACGUCCUGAAGAGCCUUAUGCCGGAUAACGGGCCCUCGCUCGCUCCCACGUGGCUUCUGGGCAUCACGGUGAUCUUCGUCCUCCUCCAAUUGCUCGCCAUUGGCUUGGUAUACUCUCAAGUAGCCUACGAGAUUAUGGAGAAGAACUCGGCCGACGCAAAGCAAGGCAAGUUCUCGAAGCGAAACCUGAUCCCGAGAAUAAUCCUACGAACACUCUACAUGGUCUUCUGCGCGUUCGUGGCCGCGAUGCUACCCUUCUUCGGUGACAUCGCGGCGGUGGUGGGCGCCAUCGGGUUCAUCCCUCUCGACUUCGUCCUCCCGAUGCUCCUCUACAACAUGGCCCUCCGCCCGCGGAUGAGCUCCCCCGUCUACUGGGUCAAUGUAUCUGUCAUGGUGUUAUUCACCGGCGUCGGGAUCACCGGUGCCUUCUCCUCUAUUCGGAAGCUCGUUCUCGAUGCCAACCAGUUUAAGUUAUUCAGUAAUAAUGUCGUAGAUUGAGCGCGUUCCCAGUAUGUGAUCGGGUGAUAUUCGCCGGUCGGCUUGUACUGUAUGUAGUUUGUACAAAAUUCAAGAAUCACGUACGGCUCUUGAUUAUUUGAGGAA